Molecule: messenger RNA, 1758 nt
Organism: Cyprinodon variegatus (sheepshead minnow)
Lineage: Eukaryota; Metazoa; Chordata; Actinopteri; Cyprinodontiformes; Cyprinodontidae
Gene: umodl1
Product: uromodulin like 1
Exons: 5
Coding region: 62-847 (261 amino acids)
Cellular component (GO): cell surface
Source: RefSeq, a predicted model, not a curated record
ACUUUUGUUUAAUUUCUAGAAUGAAACCACUUAUACCGCAUCUGUGACCCUGUUCAACACCAUGGAUCCGUACACUGCUGAAGCUGGGAGGGUAGAGGUCCCAAGAAUCCGGCUUGAAGUCCCUAUCAUGUGUACCUACAUGAAGAGCAUGUUGAUUUCUGCAGACUUUGGCUCCAUGGGGUAUGACAUGAUACAGGAUGUGAUCACGGGUCUGGGAUCCUUCCAGGUGGCGGUGCAGCUGAUGAACGGCACCGAGCCUCUGCCCAAUAACUACAGCCUGUCCCAUGAUCAGGCUGUGGUGCUGGAGGUCAGCCUGAACAGCAGCUCACAUCAGAUGAAGGUGGUCAUAAACGAAUGCUGGGCCACUCCCACCAAAAACCCUGCAGACUCCUCCAGCUACACCUUCCUGAGGAACAGCUGUCCUCUGAACUCUUACACUGAAGUGUUAAUGAAUGGUAACUCCACCAGCUCCCGCCUGUCUGUCCAGAUAUUCUCCUUUGUUAACCUGAAUGUGAUCUACCUGCACUGCCAGGUCCAGAUCUGUGUCCAGAUUGGCUCUGACACCUGUGUCCCAAACUGCUUACAGAGAACAGCUCAAAGUGGGAAGAUAGUUGCAAGAAGUACUGGAUCAUAUGGGCCUCUACUCAGACUCAAUGAUGAGUCCCUGGAGGAGAAGCUCAACAUGCUUCACAUAGUUGGCCUCUCCUGUCUCGGAGUCGGUUUGUUUCUCUUCUUCAUCGUUGGAUUCAUCUGCCUGUUUUACUGCCAGAGGAACCGUAUCGGAAACUACAACCUGAACGUCCAACCCAAGCAGGAGAACUUCACCUAUCUGGUUUUCAACACUUAAUGAUAAUAGUACUGCAGCUGUUACAGAGAAUCACCACUAGGGGUCAAUGUUGUGUUUAUUUCUGAGGUCAUUUUACAUGAAACUGUUUUUGUUCCCCUCACUGUAUCAAAUAUGUUGAUGUUAAAAACAGGCUUUCGUUUGAAUAAUUUAAUGACUAAAUUAGAAUUUUUAAAUAAAACCUUUGGCUUUGUUGAAGUUGAUCAAAUCUGACUCAAAAUUUGCCCAUAGCAGGUUUCAAAUGUGGUCAUGAAAAUGUAUUAGGACGAUUAAAAAUUUAAAAGCAUAGGAAAUGUAACGCUUCAUGCUUGUUGAUUAGAUGUAAAAGGUUUGAAUUAAAUUAUAUGUGAUAUAUUUUGAUAACUGUCAUAUUAUAGUAAACUUUACUAACCCAGAGGGAAACCAGCAAUCUAUGCUGCAUGAUGCUUUACAAUAAAUGUAAACACACUGAAUGAACUGGUGAGGCGUGCUCUUGGUUGUUCCUGUUUCUCCUCCAGUCAGAUCACUUGCUAAAAGAAAAACAAUCCCUCCAUGUUGAACAGAGAUUAUGGGGAAGAUCCAGCAUCUCUCCAGGCUCACUUCCCAUAAUCCCUCAUUGUUGACUGUCAGGUCAUAAUGCAGCUCAGGCAUCGAUGGUUGAGGGGGUGAAUACUGAGUAAUUGAAGCUUUCUCUGUAUGAGAGCAGGGUCCCUAGAGAGGGACUUACUACCAUCUGGAGAGCUGCAGAUGCCCCACCUCCUUAUUAACCCAUUCAGGCUGACUGUACCUGGCAACCAAUCUCCAUGGCAACAGGAAAAGAAGGAGACGGCUUUAAGUGGAUGGAGGAUGAGGAGCAGGGAGCUAGUGCUGUUCAGAACCAUGCAAUUGGCUGAAAUGUGUUUUUAUUGUUGCUUCUGUUGAAAUGUGCCGAUCCA